AGUAUGCAGAAGAAGACCUCAUCUGGAGUCCUGUGUCCAAGAUACCAAGCGAGUCCUGCCUAGAUCUGAUAGCUGCAAAGCCCCAUGGGAUUAUGUGCAUCCUGGACGACCAGACUUUACUAUCACAGGCCACAGACCACACCUUCUUGCAGAAGUGCCAUUACCAUCAUGCCAACAGUCCUUGGUAUGUCAAGCCGAAGAUGCCUUUGCCUGUCUUCACUGUGCAGCAUUAUGCAGGACCAGUUACCUACCAGGUCCACAAGUUUCUGAAUAAAAACCACGAUCUGUUACGCCCAGAGGUCCUGGAGAUAUUUUCCCACAGCCACCACAAGCUGGUGUCCCAUCUUUUUGAGAAAGUGAAGGAACAGCAGAUGAACCAGAGAGAACCGGGAAGUGGAACUAGAGCCCAAGGGCCGAUGCAUCAAGCUUCUACAUUAGUGUCUAGAUUCCAGCACUCCUUGCAAGAUCUCACAGCUAAACUAGACAGGAGCCACAUUUUCUUUGUUCGGUGCAUCAAACCUAAUUCCAAAAAGGUGCCAAACAUCUUUGAUACUGAAUACGUGGCUUCUCAGCUAAGGCAUUCUGGGAUUUUGGAGGCCAUAUGCAUCAGGAAAGAAGGCUAUCCCAUCCGCCUUCCAUUCCGCCAUUUCCUAAUCAGGUAUGGAGUCCUGGCUGGCCGAGGGCAGAACUCCUUGCAGGAGAGAGAUGGCUGUGCCGUAGUGCUUUCACAGGUGGUGGGAGAUCUCUCGGAGCUCUAUCAGAUUGGAGUCACCAAGGUGUUCUUGAAGGAAAAAGCGAGGCAGAUGCUAGAGAGAAGAUGGAAUCAAAAGCUGAGCUGGGCGAUUGUUACCCUUCAACGCAAUCUCAGAGGCCUCAUCAACCGUAGGCGGUUCCAGGUCUUCAAGGAGAAGGCCUUGGUCAUCCAGGCUCAUUUCCAGGGUUACCUGGCAAGGAAACGGUACCAAAGGUUGAAGAAGACCCUGAUGCGGUUUGGUGUGGCUAUGCUCGUCUCUAGACCACUGGCUCAUAAGAGGAGGCAAUACCAGGAUGUUCGACGGCUGGAAAUCCCUGCUGAACUUGCUGCCCUACUCCGUUUGGCUGAAGAUCGCCACCAUGCCCAAAUUAAUCAGGUCACAGAAGUCUCCCCUCCGGAAGUUAAAGCAAAGGCUGAUCUCUCUCUGCCGCCUGACAUCAAUAGCUUUCCAUUCUCUGCGUUCAUAAGGUCACAUUUCCAGGAAGCGGGUUUCCCUGCCCUUGGGCAGCCCCUGCAACAGCCUUUGACCAGACUGGAUGGUGAGCAGAGGCAAAGUGCUCUGCAGCUCAACAAAGUGAUCCUGCGGUUCAUCAAUGACAAAGACCUGCAGGACUGGCAAGAAAGGCUCCUGGGGAACUAUAUAGCGAGUCGAGGGCUGGCCAGCCCCUUCCUGCGCAAUGAGCUGUUGAGCCAGGUGGCCAGUCAGGUGUGGAAGAACCCAGACCUGGAGCAAGGCCAACGAGGUUGUGUGUUGAUGGCUGCCCUCCUGGGCACUUUCCCCCCUUCUCCAGCUCUGGAGAAGCCCCUGCUGAAGUUUGUGUCUGACCAUGGUCUCGAAGGAUAUAACGGUGUUUGCCAGCGUAAACUCCUGAUGUCAAUGAAGCGGAUGGAAAGUGAUCCAGAAGUGUCCCGUAGCUUUCCUCCCACCCAGCUGGAGUGGACUGCCAAUCAGAGGAAAGGCAAGAUGGUGUUGGAUGUUUACACCUACAAAGAGGAGAGGCUUUCAGCCGAAAUGGAGUCCUGGACAACAGGAGAGCAAUAUGCAGGCUGGAUCCUGAGUUCAAGGGGCCUGGAUACAGUACCUCGCGGCUGGUCUGUGUCUAUGUUCACUGGCAAGGCGUGGCAGGAUUUGCCAGGUUGUGACUUUGUGCUGGAUCUCAUUGGAGAAAUAGAGGAAGGCAACUGGCCCUCUGAAUCCUCCCCUGACUAUCCUAUAACCCCAGAGUGGGAUGAGAGCUAUUCCCAUCAGAGCUCUUCAGAUAGGAUGCGCUUGGACAUUCCCCCUGCUCCAGGCAUUCGGGCACCAUCCUUCCCCCCACCCUCCCUGCCUCCAAACUUUGACAACAUCGCCCAUCCAGGUGAGUCCCAGUCCCAGGGCAGCGAUGGACCUAAAUUCAAAGGCAGCUGGACAGCACCAAGGAGUCAUGGGGAAGCACAAAUGGUGCUAGAGAGUAGGGAGGAGCUUGGCCUGAUUUGUUUACAUCGCCCAACAGAGUCGAGCCCCAGAGGUAGCUCAAGAUCUGCUGAAGGGCUGGAUCACUUUGUGGACGGUCUCUUCAUGCCUCUGCUGCAUCAUGGGACCAGGAGUCAGACGCCAGAUAUGGAGAGUGAAGGGAAUCUGACCGGACGCAUGAAAGGAGGUGGGAAAAUUGGGCCCACUCACCAUGGAGCCUACUCAGGCUAUUCCGGAAUGAUGAGCAUGCCGUCUUACCAACCUAUGCCCGUCAUGGGCGGAAUGAUGCCUGCCACCAUGCCGAUGAUGCCAGCGCUUGGUGGAAUGGGAACAAUGCCAGCUAUGGCUAUGCCUCAGCCUCAGCCCAUUAUGCCAUCAGUGGAUCCAAACCAGAUAGCUGCACAGCAACAAGCCUUCAUCAACCAGCAGGCCUUGCUCAUGGCUCAGCAGAUGACCCUUCAAGCCAUGACAAUCUCCCAGCAGCAGCAGCAGCAGCAAAAGGAGCAACAGCGCCAGCAAAAAGACAGGUCUCCUGAGUUUUCAAGGCCAAGACAAACAUCACCACAGAGGAGGCCACUUGAAAUUUCAAGGCCAAGUCGAGCAUCAGAACAGGAGCGAUCGCCUGAAUCUUCAAGGCUGAGGCGAGUGUCACCACGGGAACGGUCACCAGAAUCUUCAAGGCCGAGGCGUGCGUCUCCUCCUCCACAUCUGCCAGCUCCAGCUGCUAAACCCAAGAGCCUCAAAAGUGCCACCAACCAAGAUGCAUCAGUGCCUGACCUACAAGAAUCUCCUUCUCCGCCACCAGCACCGAUCCCCCUCCUCCACGGAAACCAGUCCUCAGACAUCAGAGAGGACCCCAUCUCUCGAGAGUCGUUCCAGAAGAAAGUUGAGUUCUUCCAAAAAAUGGGGCAGCAGAAAAGUCAUGUGAAGAAAGCAACUCCUCCUCCAAAGAGGUGGACACCUCCAAGUAAACCAUCAGAAGAGCAAGAGACUAGCUCACAACCAAAUUCAGGUUCGCCACACUCUCCACAAACAGAAAAUGACCAACAUUCUCAACCAACCCAGGAGAUACGGAGCAUCAUCAAAACUCACAAGGCUCAGCCUGUCCCACCACCAAAACCCAUCAUCCCACUUAGAAACGUCUCUAAACCUUUCGUGAAGAAGAAUGACCCAAAGGAGGAAGCUCUGGCAAAGCUGGGGAUUGUGGGACACUCACAGCUGUCCUCUGCAUCACCGGAGAGGAGCCCCCAAGCAUCUCCUCCUCCACUGCCACCACCUGGCAAGUUGUCCAGCUCCAUCAAAGAAAAGCAGCUGCCCCUCAUGAACCUAUUUGCUCGGCCGCCACCAACCUCCCCUCCUAACCCAGUGGUUCCUCCUCCCCCCCUGCAACCUCCACCACCCCUUCCUUCGGACGAUGCUCCAGAAGAAACUGGCAUGAGAGACUCAGCUCAGACAGUGGUGGACGAUGGUGGGAUCAGAACCCAGCUCAUAGGACACUCUGCUAGUGUUACUUUCUCCUAUGCCAACCCUACUUGGAAACUCUUCCUGCGCAAAGAGGUUUUUUACCCCAAGGAAAACUUCAGUCAUCCUUAUUGCUUAAAUUUGUUAUGUGACCAGAUCAUGACAGACACUUAUUCGGAGUCCUGCAUUCAGAUCUCCAAAGAGGAGAAGCGUAAGAUGAAAGACCUGUUGGUGGAGUUCCAGGUGGGCAUGGAUGCCAGCUCCAUUCUAGAUGAUGGGAUAAAGAAAAGGAUUGUGGUAGCUGCUCGUGAUAACUGGGCCAACUAUUUCUCUCGCCUUUUCCCAGUUAAGGGAGAAAACGGGAGUGAUGUUCAGAUUCUGGGCGUUUCUCACCGGGGACUCAAGCUGCUGAAGAGAGCAAAACCAGCCGGCUUCAAUGCUGAGCAGCUGAAAACCCUUUGCAGCUACAGUUAUUCAGAAGUGCUGUCCUUGGAGCUGAUGGACCGCAGUACCCUUCAGUUCUCUCUGAAGGAUGAGCAGCUCAUUCUUCACUCUCGAAAGGCUCGGCAGAUUAAGACCAUGGUGGAACUCUUCCUGCUUGAACUGAAAAAGGACUCCAACUUCGUCAUAGCUUUGCGCAGCUAUGUAACAGAUGACAAGAGCCUCUUGAGCUUCAAGAAGGGCGACUUCAUCCAACUACUGCGCAUGGAGGGACUGGAGCCAGGCUGGCAGUUUGGCUCCGUCGGUGGCCGCUCCGGCCUUUUCCCUUCCAGCAUGGUGCAGCCGGUGGCAGCUCCCACUUACCACAGUCUCCAUCCAAACCGUACAAACCGCCAGGAAGCUGCCAGGAAGAGCCUAAGGAGAGAAACACAGCUGGAGAGAACUAUUAGCAAGGAGAACUUGACCCCCAGCCUGGAGUCAGAAGUCAAUAGUACAACAGCCAGCACUCCUCCUUGCAACUAUACUAUGAUGGAGUUUGCCGCAACACACUUCCAGGAAGCCCAAUCCGCGCUGGGAUGGAAGGGGAUGAGUGCUGAACAGAAGGACCCAGCUCUCAUGGUUCAGCAUACCAAGGAACCAAUUAAAGAAUCACUCCUGUUCUACUCUGAUGGCAAGAUGAAUGACCUGGCUACGAAAAGUUUUUUGACCCUGAUGAGAUUCAUGGGAGACCAGCCAGGCCUCAAGAGCAAAGAUGAGGUUGAUUAUGUCUAUGAAAUCCUCCAGCUGUGCAAAGAGAAGGAGAAUCUGUGUGACGAGGUUUACUGCCAGGUCAUCAAGCAGAUCACGCGGAACCCCAGUCAAGACAGCUGCCACCGUGGCUGGAGGCUCCUGGGCCUCUUGACUGGAUACUUCCUCCCUUCCAGCAUCUUGAUGCCAUAUGCCACCAAGUAUUUGCAGCAGGCCAGCUCUGACCCCAGUUCCAGCACAGUUGCAGAAAUAGCCAGGAUUUGCCAGAGCAACCUGAGGAAAAUGGUUAUGUAUGGAGGCCGUCGACACUUGCCAUUCCGUGUGGAGAUUGAAGCGCUUCUGAAGGGACGUGGCUCACGUCAUAUAUCAGUCAACCUACCUGGAGGUAUGAGAUACAACACGAAAAUCAAGACAUUCACGGUUGCUGCAGACAUCAUGAAAGAAAUCGCUGAGCAGAUGGGGGUCACUGAGCCCGAAGAGAUUCAGGAAUUUGCCAUCCUGGCCAACAAAGAUAACGGUAAGUUUGUACGCCCCUUGCGCCAGACUGAGUACAUCCAUGAUUAUUUGCUUGAGGGAAGUUCGGUAGAGCUGGAGUUCUGCAGGAUCACCUGGAGGGCACCCUUGCACUUUGAGAAUGACCUGUAUAUUAACCUUCACUUCAACCAGGUGCUGCAGAAUUAUAUGAAAGGGAAGCUGCUGCCGCCACUCACCAGGGAGCUAGAGAAGGUGGUGUGCGCCUUGGCUCUCCUCCAGCACUGGGCCAAGGGAGCUGGAUCAAUCCCUUCCAUAGAGGAACUAGUAAGUUACAUCCCUGAUCACGUUGCACGCCUCAUCAACCCAGUCAUUGUUCAAAGUUCUGUCACCAAUCAGCUGAAAACCACGAACCAACUUAAGCAACAGGAGGCAAAAAUCAGUUUCAUUGAGUGCGUGAUCCAGCUGCCGCUUUUUGGCUACAACGUUUACACUGUGGAGAAGAUCAGCACACUUGGGAUCCCUACACCUUGCUUUGUAGGAGUGAAUCGUGAACAGAUCAUUGUAGUGAAUGAGAAGACCCAGAACCUUCAUGGCCUCAUUCCACUGGCGACGAUACAAAGGAUGCGGACAUUGCGCCCCCUGAAUGAAUCUGGGCUUCCUGGCCUGGAAAUUAACUACGGCUCAGCAGCAGAUCCUGAAACGAUUUGGUUUGAAUUGAAGCAGGCUAAAGCAUUGUACCACACGAUUGCCAUCAUCCUAGAAGAAACCGAAUCUGAGGCUUAGUGGCAGAAGUGCCUUUUUUGAACUCUGAAAUCAUAAAGCUUUGUGCAAAUUCUGUUCAUCGCAAGCAUCUGAAGUAAGCACUGUUACCUUGGUUCUUGCUCUGCCUCCUUUAGCCAACCUCACUGCAGAUUUCCCCUCUAAUCUUUAUUCAGAUGCUUUUUUAAAAAACACACACGUUAAACCUUUCAGUUACUAGAGAUCAAAACUGGCUUAACAGAUCUAGACAUGCUUAUUACAUGUAAUGAAGUUCAAGGAAGGACACAGGUAUUUAUAGUUUGUUUUGCUAAAAGCAGAUCCAGGUUUACCAAAGCAUUGCUGACUUUCACUGUCGCUGACAAACUUACACUAUCUAGAUGUUCAGGUAUUAUUAAAGCACUGGCAUUCUGCCUUUACUGUC
Messenger RNA from Lacerta agilis (Sand lizard), 6510 nucleotides. RefSeq names its product myosin XVB (gene MYO15B). Bases 93 to 6113 code for a protein of 2006 amino acids. Lineage: Eukaryota; Metazoa; Chordata; Lepidosauria; Squamata; Lacertidae. Gene Ontology annotation, cellular component: myosin complex; cytoskeleton. The transcript is spliced from 50 exons. Gene Ontology annotation, molecular function: protein binding; ATP binding; cytoskeletal motor activity. The record is from RefSeq and is a predicted model, not a curated record.